AUGCUCAGAAACCUCCGCCCUCUCCUCCGCACCGUCCCCUCCUCAUCACGCGCCCCCGCCACCCUCCCCUUCAGGCAACUCUCAACAAGCGGCCCCAACUAUGCCACUUCCCCCGAGGGAGCUUCCCCCGUGAAGGCUCACUCUGUUGAGGAGCUUCACGCGAUGACUGCCGAUGAGAUUUUGAACCAGCGAGGUGGAAAGAAGGCUGAGGCUGAGAUGAGGCAUUUCACGGUCAACUUCGGUCCCCAACAUCCUGCUGCCCACGGUGUGCUCCGACUUAUCCUCGAGCUGAACGGUGAAGAAAUCUUGCGUGCCGACCCACACGUCGGGUUACUCCAUCGAGGUACCGAAAAACUAAUCGAAUACAAAAACUAUACCCAGGCUUUGCCCUACUUUGACCGAUUGGACUACGUCUCUAUGAUGACCAACGAACUGAGUUACUCGCUUGCCGUGGAGAAGCUGCUGAACAUUGAGGUGCCCGAGCGAGCCAAGUGGAUCAGGACAUUGUUUGGAGAGUUGACCCGUAUCCUCAACCACUUGAUGGCUGUUCUCACCCACGCGAUGGAUGUCGGUGCCCUUACCCCCUUCUUGUGGGGUUUCGAGGAGCGUGAGAAGCUCAUGGAGUUCUACGAGCGAGUCUCUGGUGCCCGUCUUCACGCCGCCUACUUCCGACCUGGUGGUGUCGCCUUCGACCUUCCCCACGGAAUGCUUGACGACAUCUUCAAGUGGGCUACCCAAUUCUCAUCCCGAGUAGACGAAAUCGAGGAAGUUGUGACUGGUAACCGAAUCUGGAAGGGACGAACGAUCGGUAUUGGACCUGUGACGGCGCAGCAGGCUUUGGACUACAGCUUCACUGGUGUCAUGCUGAGAGGAAGUGGUAUCCCGUGGGAUAUCCGAAAGGUGGCGCCGUAUGAUGCGUACGACAGGGUGGAGUUUGAUGUGCCCGUUGGAAAGAACGGUGACUGCUACGACCGAUACCUGUGUCGUGUGCAAGAGUUCCGAGAAUCCCUCCGAAUCGUCGGCCAAUGUCUCAACAAGAUCCCCGAUGGUGCCUACAAGGUCGACGACCACAAGAUCGUCCCUCCCCCUAGAGCAUCCAUGAAGGAGUCUAUGGAGAGUCUUAUCCACCACUUCAAGGUCUUCUCUGAAGGCUACUCUGUACCCCCUGGAGAGACCUACACCGCCAUUGAAGCCCCCAAGGGCGAGAUGGGUGUCUAUCUUGUUUCAGAUGGUUCCAACCGACCUUAUAGGUGCAAGAUCCGUGCGCCUGGGUUUGCCCACUUGGCGGGAGCGGACUUUAUGAUGAGGCACCACUUCUUGCCGGAUGCGGUCGCCAUCAUUGGUACUAUGGACUUGGUGUUCGGUGAGGUUGACCGAUAG
This is a messenger RNA of Cryptococcus wingfieldii CBS 7118, 1380 nucleotides long. RefSeq names its product NADH-ubiquinone oxidoreductase 49 kDa subunit, mitochondrial. The coding region runs from base 1 to 1380 and encodes 459 amino acids. The transcript is spliced from 7 exons. Gene Ontology annotation, biological process: mitochondrial electron transport, NADH to ubiquinone. The record is from RefSeq and is a predicted model, not a curated record. Gene Ontology annotation, molecular function: NAD binding; quinone binding; NADH dehydrogenase (ubiquinone) activity. Lineage: Eukaryota; Fungi; Basidiomycota; Tremellomycetes; Tremellales; Cryptococcaceae.